This is a messenger RNA of Acaulospora morrowiae, 1941 nucleotides long. The record is from the annotation of a GenBank genome assembly. Lineage: Eukaryota; Fungi; Glomeromycota; Glomeromycetes; Diversisporales; Acaulosporaceae.
AUGAAUAAUACACAAAGAAAUAAUAGAAAUCAAGUAUUUGAACCAGAUAAAUCAACGUCUAAGAGUGAUGCAACGAGUUCAGAUAAAAGUGAUGAAAUUAGCCGACUAUUAGAGCUUAAUGCGCUUGAUAUUAAUAAUACAAAUUCUGAUAAUUAUGAAAUGGUAAUCUCUGAUGAUGAUGAGAGUAAAGAAAGUAGGGAGCAAUCAAUACCUAACGUGUUUGAAACUGAUAGCACAGAAUCUUCUGAUAAUAAUUCAAAAGAAAACAGAACUGAAAAUAUCGAGAAUCAGGAAAUUUUAGAGAAUGACAUCGAUGAGGAAAGAAAAUUAAAUGACAUAUCAAGUAUACAGAUUCCUCAAAAAACAGAUUUUAAUAUAAAAGAUCAAAAAAUUGAAAAUAACAAUUUAAAAAUAAACCUCAAAAGCUUUCCUGAUGAUAACUUGAAAGGAUAUGAGGCUAAAGACAAAUUUUAUUGGCAGCGAGAUUUUCAAACAAAAGUGUUUGAGAAUAACAGCACAGGCUCUGCUGAUAGUAACUCGAAAGAAUUAGAAAAUCAUUUUAGAGAUAAGAAAAUUUAUAAUAACGCAGUGAAUUAUUUGAAUAAUAAUGAAAUCGUGCAACCAUCAAAGCUUAACAUGUUUGAGACUACCGCUCCUAAUGACAACUUCAACGAUACUAAAAACAAAAAUAAUUCAGGAAACCAGAAGAUUGCAGAGAAGGAUGUGGUUAACUCAAAUAAUAUUACAAAAACUCUUCCUAUUCCUAAAAGGCCAUCACCUACUGUUGAUAAAUUUCCAACUCCCGGCACUAUGGACGUAGUAAAAAAUUCAAAAUUCUAUCGAACCAAUAUACUGUAUAUAGAAAGUUCGCCAAAAAUCUCUUUUGAAAACUUUUUCGAAGAACCUUUUUUUUCAAAAAAUGAAAAGGAUCCUGUUUCAAAUCCUUUUUCAAAAACUAUCGAAAUGAAUGAACAACAAAUUAAUGAUGGUGAAAUUUCAACAGGAACUAAUGUAAAAUCUUUUAAGAAACCUAAUUUGAAUUCAAAUUUUUGGGAUUUUUUAACAAAUAAAUCUUCGAAAAAACUGGAACAAAGAAUAGGCCAAAAUCUUACUAAAAACGAAAGCUUUCUUGAUGAUAACUCAAAAAAAUAUAAAACUAAAAAUGAAAUUUAUGUAGAAAAACAACAACUUUUAGAGAAUAACACAGUUGUAUUGAUUACACGAGAAGAUGCAGUUCUGCUGAAAGAAAUUGAAAAUCAUGAAGACCAGAAAAUUUUAGAGAAUAGUGUAAUUAUUGGAAAAAAUUCAAAUAAUAAUGCGAAUGUCGCAUCCAUUAGAAAUAAUAAAAUUGGAGACGACGUAACGAAUUAUUUGAAUGAUAAUGAAACCAUACAAUCAUCAAAGCUUACCAUGUUCGAGACUACCGCUCCUAAGGACAAAUUAAAUAACACAAAAGAUGAAACUAAUUCAAGAAACCAGAAGAUUGCAGAGAAAGACGUGGUUAACUCAGAUAAUAUUACAAAUUUUCCGAUUGUCUCAAAUUACAAUUUGAAGAUAAAUCAACAAACUCCUCCUCCUAUUCCUAAAAGGCCAUUGUCUACUGUUGGUAAAAUUCCAAUUCCUGGCACUACGGACGUAGUAAAAAUUCAAAGUUCUAUCAAACCAAUAGAUUUUGAAAAUUCUAAUUCAGAUUUGAAUUUAACGAUCUCGCCAAAAAAAUCUUUUGAACACUUAUUUAAAACACCGUUUUAUCCGAACAAUGAAAAUGAUCCGGUUUCAAAACAUUUUCCAGAAACUAUCAAAACGAAUAAGCAAAUUAAUGUUAAUGAAUCGCAUUCAUUGCAAGAAAAAACGGCUGAGAAUUCAAAUUCAGAUUCGAAUUUUGAUCUCAAAGGCUUCAUAUCCUUACCAGAUAGAAGGUUCGCCAAAAGAUCCUUUUGA